CACUGUAGGGCCUGCGACGCGAGUGAGUGAGCGAGUGAGCUCCCGCGCGAGCCAGCAGCACCGCGACACUCGGACGAAGCAACGAAGCACGCCUCCUCCGCAGUCUUUAGUCUUCUGCAGUCUGUUCCGAACGGCCGCGGCACCGACACCACACUGCAAGCCACACCCCAGCAGGCACCCCGGAGGACACUCCAGUGGACACCCCAGCGGCAGGGCAGCCUGCAGAGCUUGUCGAGACCUUUUCACUGCUUGCUGCGGACUCACGAUGGCGGAAGUAGCCACGGGCGGCCUGGCCGGCAAGAUCUUCGGCGUCCUGGUGGCCGUGCUGGAGGUCCUCUGGCUGCAGGUCCGCAUCUACGCCGAGGUGUUCCGCGGCGUCUACCUCACCCUCGUGCCGCCGCCGGAGAAGUCGGUGGCCGGCGAGGUGGUGCUGGUGACGGGGGCCGGGCACGGCAUCGGCCGCGAGGUGGCGCUCAAGUACGGGUCGCUGGGCGCCACGGUGGUGUGCAUGGACAUCAACGAGAAGGGUGCCGCCGAGACCGCCAAGGACAUCAAGGGCAUGGGCGUCAAGUCGGCGGCCUACAAGUGUGACGUGUCCAACCGUGACGAGGUGCUAGCCGUGGCCAAGAAGAUCACGCAGGAGGUGGGCCCGGUGACGGUGCUGGUGAACAACGCGGGCAUCAUGCCCACCAAGCCCUUCCUGGAGCACACCCCGGAGGAGAUCGAGCGUAUCUUCGACAUCAACAUGCUGGCCCACUGCUGGCUGCUGCAGGCCUUCCUGCCCUCCAUGAUGGAGCGCAAGCACGGCCACGUGGUCGCCGUGUCCUCCAUGUGCGGUCAGGCCGGCACCACCAACCUGGCGCCCUACUGCGCCUCCAAGUACGCCGUGCGCGGCUUCAUGGAGUCGCUGGCCGUGGAGCAGUACGACCUGCGGCCCGACCUGGUGGACAAGGUGCGCUUCACCACCAUCUACCCCUACAUGGUCAACACGGGGCUCGUCAAGUCGCACUCGGUACGCUUCGGCGGCUUCAUGCCCAUCCUGAACCCCGCCGAGGUGGGCGCCGAGAUCGUGUCCGCCAUGCGCAGGAACGAGACCGAGGUGUCCGUGCCCGGCUGGAUGUUCCACUUCUUCAGGUUCAUGAGGUUGUACCCUACCUCGGUGGCUUUCAUGAUCCGCGACUACCUGCAGGUGAAAAUCGAGGGCGAGAAGAAAUAGGGCUGCCCUUUUUUGCACAUCGCUCGGCGAUUUGUGUUGACAAAUCACAUGUGACAGUGACAUGGCGUUAAACAACGCCGAACAUAGACGGUACUCUACAAUUACUAUGUUUUUUUUUAGUUUUUGUUGAGUGCCUCUCUUGUACAUAUAAUAAUAAUAAUAAUAAUAAUGAUAGGAGUAUGUAAGUGUAAUGAAGGAAUGUGUGUGUGUUUGGAUUUUUUUUGUGAGCGUGUAUGUUUGUGUGUGUGGAGGGACGAGAAGUGCCUUUUUGUAAGAAUACGAUAACUGCAAUAAAACUGUUAAUACUUCUUUUUAA
Messenger RNA from Thrips palmi, 1532 nucleotides. RefSeq names its product 17-beta-hydroxysteroid dehydrogenase 13-like. Lineage: Eukaryota; Metazoa; Arthropoda; Insecta; Thysanoptera; Thripidae. The record is from RefSeq and is a predicted model, not a curated record. Gene Ontology annotation, molecular function: oxidoreductase activity, acting on the CH-OH group of donors, NAD or NADP as acceptor. The transcript is spliced from 8 exons. Gene Ontology annotation, cellular component: lipid droplet. The coding region runs from base 266 to 1216 and encodes 316 amino acids.